Molecule: messenger RNA, 1264 nt
Organism: Anopheles coustani
Lineage: Eukaryota; Metazoa; Arthropoda; Insecta; Diptera; Culicidae
Product: pyridoxal phosphate homeostasis protein
Exons: 5
Coding region: 121-903 (260 amino acids)
Cellular component (GO): intracellular anatomical structure
Molecular function (GO): pyridoxal phosphate binding
Source: RefSeq, a predicted model, not a curated record
UUUCGUAAGAGGUAUUAAAUAGACCAGAAUAUUCCGUGAUAUCUCCUGCAACAUUGUUGCAUUCUUCUUUGUUUUAAAGGCUCUGCAAGUGAAACAAAAUUCCUCCGAGCAGUUUGUUCAAUGAUACGCAGGGUAAUGGGUGAAGUAGACGUGAAACUCGGAAUACGGCAGACGCUGCAGAAAAUUGAGGAAGCGUACGGCAAACGAUCGGCGAUAAGCAAUGUUCCGAAACCUGUGCUAGUAGCCGUCAGCAAAACCAAACCGGUGGAGCUGAUAUUGGAUGCGUAUUCCAUUGGACAGCGCCAUUUCGGUGAAAACUACGUUCAGGAGCUCGUAGAAAAGGCAAACGAUGCGAGAAUAUUGGAGCAUUGCCAGGACAUCCGAUGGCAUUUCAUUGGACAUUUGCAAAGCAAUAAAAUCAACAAGAUAUUGAAUCUCCCUAACUUGCACAUGAUCCAAACGGUCCAUAGCAUAAAACUGGCGGAAGGAUUAAAUAAAGCAUGGGGAAAAAUUAAGGAAGAGCAUGCGGACAAAUCGGCGAAGCUGAACGUCCUGGUGCAGAUAAAUACGAGUGGCGAAGAUGAAAAAAAUGGAGUCCAACCAGAGGAAGCGGUUGGGCUUUACCGAUAUGUGCUGGAAAAAUGUCCUCAUCUUAAGUGCGAGGGUGUGAUGACCAUUGGUCGAUUCGGGCACGAUUACAGUACCGGGCCGAACCCGGACUUUAAUACGUUGAUGAAAUGCCACCAGGAGAUCUGCACCACUUUCGAGCGAGACCCGGCCGACGUGCAGGUGUCGAUGGGAAUGUCGGACGAUUUUAUGCAAGCGAUCGAAGAGGGCAGCACCAUUGUGCGCGUGGGCAGUUCUAUUUUCGGGGCCAGGGCGAAGAAAGUCGCCGAUGCGUGAGCGCACCAAACGCAAACGAAAUUCAACCCGAAAAGUUGUUUUUCGGUUCGGUUACGGUGCGGAAAACUCCGUUGGGGCACGUAAACGUAAACGACAUCAUCGUUGCAGGCGUAUGAGUGUGGGAGGAGAGGGUGUGAUUCAACGGUUUGCCGUUUUUCGUAUCGAAGACGUACCAAAUACCAAGAUGUUUGCCGGAUAUACUUAUAAAUGCAACACAAUCAAUAAUAUAAACGCGGGAUACGAUAUUAAGUAAUAUCAGAAUGAGCAAUAGCCUUGUCCUCAGUUAUUUUGGUUUUUAUAAUAAGCUUGUCAAACAUUGGUUAUUCUGUCCACCUGGUGAAUAAAAAGGAAAAUCUCGAUU